AUGGCAGCAAGAUUCCUGCGCUGGCGAAAUAUCUUUUGUUGCAUGGCCAUUGCGACGGUGCUGGCGACAUCUGUGCACUUCAGGUAUGCCGGCGCAGGCAUCCGGGAGCUUCUGGUGACGAACGUGACGAGCCACAUCGAAUUUGUGAGGCCCCGCAGGGUCGCUGUGAUCAUCCCCUUUCGUGAUCGCGAGGCGCACCUGGCUGCGUUUAAGACACAUUGGCACCAAUUUUCGGCGGAGGCGAAGCACAUCAGCUGGGUUGUCGUCGUGGCCGAGCAGUUCGAGUCUGAGCCUUGGAAUCGUGGUUUCAGCUUCAACGCUGGCCUCGUCGCUGUAGUGACCAACUUCUCAAACAAUAUCUCAGCCUACCAGAACCUCGCCGACGAGCGGUCCGGUUUUGACUGUAUUGUGAGUCACGACAUUGAUUACGUCCCGGAUCCUGGCGUGGACUACGCAUCUUGUGAGGUUCCUACGCAGCUGAGCUCGGAGAUCGAUCGUUACAGGUGGAUGUCGCCUUCGAUCAACAACACUGGGGGCGUCAUCAGCAUGAAACUGAAGCACUGGCGUAAGAUCAACGGGUUUUCAAACAACUUCCGGGGAUGGGGUGGAGAGGACGAUGAGCUGUUUCAUCGCAUAAGGCUGUCGGAGCUCCUGUAUGGAGACUGCCACCCCCAUUGCGAAGAUGUGGCGAUCAGCAAGUUGGAGCCCCAUAAGCGGUUCAGAGUCGGCAUGUCCAUCAAGAAGCCUCCGCCUGGGCAUGGGAGGUUUCGCGGCCAGCACCUUCACAGCGCAAACCACACGAGGCGGAUCGUUGACUUCCGGAACUACCUUCGGAACCGCGAUCUGGUCAUCGAGACUGAAAAUGGGCAGCGCUGGGACAAGGAAGGCCUCAACAGCAUCCCACCGUUCCACAUCGUGGAGGCUCAGGCGGACCAGGACGGGAAGAACGUCAGGUACAUCCGUCUGAGGCUUCGGCGGGGCCGGCAGCUUGCCGUUCGCGACGUGCCAGUUGCAAUCCCACCGGGGUUCUGCGGCAACGGCAGCAACGGCAGCACGGGUGUCCCGCAGCACUGGGUGCUGCACAGCUUGGGCUCCAAUAGCCAGUUCGAACAUUUUCCCUGGGAUCUUCGAUCCCUUCGUGCGCGAGUGGCGCGACUCGCAACUGCAGAUUCGGAUUGGCAUGAGUCUGCGGACUGCCCGGAGGCUGCGAGGGCCAGCUUCCUUCUGCUCGACCGCCGGUUCCACUUUGCCAAGUUAUUUAAUGAGGAGGUGCCGCACCUGCUUGUGAAAUUUCUUCGAUCGCUGAGCUCGGCGAGUGAUGGUUUGGUCAUCGCCGACCCACGCCCAGCGACGGAGAUUAGGAGCACGUUUAAGGACCUCGCAGCCACCACGAUGAUCCCAUCGCUUUGGACCGUGUGCUACAAGAAGAAAACGGAAGAGGUUGUCAUUGAGUCCGUGGGUCUGGGCCUGGGCAAGGAGGCCUGUGGCGACCCGUGGUUUCCGAAGAUGUCGAAGCAUGGCAUGAUGAGGUUCCGGAGCAACCCAGAGCUCCGCGAAGGAGAGGUGGCCAUGACCUCCUGUGAGAACUCCAAGACCCGAAACUAUCUGCUGGUGGCGGGCACCAGCUGUCCUUUGAGUGGUGGUGACUCGAAGUGGGAGGUACAUGACACCUUGUUCGUGGCAAACGGCUCCGAUUUCUGUGCCGGCCACAAGAGGACCGGGAAGAAGCCCUCAAUCGUAAAGGAGGGCUCCUAUUCCCGCAUUCUGAACAGGCCCAACUGCUCUGGAGAUGGGUUCGUUCAUGACGUCCAGUUUGGUUCGGUGGCUCCUCCCGAGUAUGGUCUGAUGCUGGAUUCCGGCGCACCCCCAAGCCCUCAAGAGCUAGCUGAGUCCACCUUGGACAAGAAGGCGCCGCCCUUGUACAAGCUAGUGACGGAGGACGACCGAUGCGAUGGCUUCUUCUGCCCUCAUGUGCUGGACUUGAGCAUUUUCAAUGAAAGCUUCGCGGCCGCGAUACUGGCUUGGCCGCGGCUACUUGACGCGCAUGUUUAUCGCCCUCCGGGAGUCGGGUCCUCGGACAUGUUCGUCAUGCUCAUGUGUGUGGGAUGCCUGGGCGGAGAGGCCAACAUGGCCUGGCGCAUGGAGCGGGCAAGUGAGCCGCGCCGCCGCGAGGUGGAAGACAUCGCGGAUGCCCGCGUCAGCAUGGCGAGGAUCAACAUCAUCAGGCUGGCCCUUGCCUUCACAGUCUCUGUGAAGCUCCACACGAGGAUUGCUUACGACGGCCUCAUCCGCGGCCAAAUCUCAGGAGAGCAGAAGCGCCUGAUUGACUGGGAUCGGCUGCGAAUCCGCGGUUUGGUCUCGAGACAGGAGUUUGAGGAACUCAAUGACUUGAUUCCCAUCCAGCGCGAGAAGCACGUCCCGAGCUAA
This is a messenger RNA of Symbiodinium natans, 2427 nucleotides long. Lineage: Eukaryota; Dinophyceae; Suessiales; Symbiodiniaceae. The record is from the annotation of a GenBank genome assembly.